Messenger RNA from Trichoplax adhaerens, 1317 nucleotides. RefSeq lists its product as uncharacterized. The coding region runs from base 1 to 1317 and encodes 438 amino acids. The record is from RefSeq and is a predicted model, not a curated record. Lineage: Eukaryota; Metazoa; Placozoa; Uniplacotomia; Trichoplacea; Trichoplacidae. Gene Ontology annotation, molecular function: metal ion binding. The transcript has 11 exons.
AUGACAAAUUUAAUGCAAGAUUAUACCCGUUUUCAACGUCAAAUGAGGGAUGAAAGAGUAUUAAUUAGAAGUGGAAGCGUAACAAGAUCGGAGGUUGACGGAAAAUUGAAUAAAUCUCCAUCAGUUGCGGCUUUACUGCAUGCAGAAAUAACUCGUUUAAUAGAUGGAUUUAGAGGAAUGAUCUCUUCUUCAUCAUUGGUUACUUCUGCUAAGCUCUUUUUAAACAGCUUUAACGGCAUACCUGAAUGGCAAAAAUCAAAUAACUGGAUGCCAAUUACAGCUUCUAAGCAUUGCUGCGGAUGUGCCAAAGAAUUUUCUUUUAUUCGAAAAAAUAGGCAUUGUCGCGUUUGUGGAGCUUUAAUUUGUGCUGAAUGUUCUUCCGAAGAUUUACUGCUUUAUGUCCCAAACGAAAGCUCUGACAAAUAUAAUGUCAAAUGGAGCAUUAUUAAUGACUUUGGGUGUCCUUCAUCGGAACCUACAAUUUGUAUAUAUCUCAGAGUGUGUACAGAAUGUCAGAGUGCACUUUCAAAUCUACUAGUUCAUCAAGCCGAAUGCAACGAGAAACAAGUACAAGUUAAAGUAAAAGAAACUGAUGCGGAAAAAUUUUUUAAAGAAAUUUCAGCAAUUCACAACAAGCUAGCUAGUAUUAAAGCCAAAGUGCAAGAGUCUCUUCCUAAAUAUCAGAAAUCGAUUGAGUCAAUGGGAAUUGACUCCGGUAGCCCAAAAUCUUCUCCAAACAUUCAAAAUAACAUCCAGGCCCUUGCAAAACUGCAGAUAGAUAUCUCGGAUGAAUUAAGCAGUUUCAUUCUUUCUCUACAGCCUUUAAAGAAUAUAAAGUCGCAAAAUAGUACACAGAAUAAAUUACUAGAAUGUGUAAAGAUGGGCAGUAUUAAAUUCUACUACGACAAUAUCACCGUUUUUCGCACUAUGAAAAUCCGCUUAGAGAACGCGGUUCCUCCAGAAGUACUAACUGAGAUUCAAAGCGAAGUUAAUAAAAAUGCAAUCAAUGGUACUUACAUAUACGUAAAGCAAUUGAUAAUGGAAUACCUAAUACUUAGCCAAUUGCAUCACUUCCAAAAUGAACUAGCGGACGUGAUUUUACCAUGUGAAAAGGUAUCCUUUAUUGAAUUACAAAAAUGCAUUACAGCAAGAAACGAAGACUUUUCCAAGCAUAUUAAUACUAUAGAUACUUUCCUUAAAUAUCAACUGGAGCUACAAACAAGCUUUUUUACAUUACUAGAUAUAUGGUACAAUAAGUAUCUUGAAUAUGGCAAUGCAACCGUGCGCUUUCCUUGCACCAUGUUGCUAAUGUUAUAA